Molecule: messenger RNA, 3614 nt
Organism: Anthonomus grandis grandis
Lineage: Eukaryota; Metazoa; Arthropoda; Insecta; Coleoptera; Curculionidae
Gene: Ube4A
Product: ubiquitin conjugation factor E4 A
Exons: 15
Coding region: 16-3222 (1068 amino acids)
Biological process (GO): protein polyubiquitination
Cellular component (GO): nucleus; ubiquitin ligase complex; cytoplasm
Molecular function (GO): ubiquitin-ubiquitin ligase activity
Source: RefSeq, a predicted model, not a curated record
GAGUCAGUAACAUUCAUGGCCCAUGAAACCAGAAAUAUGUUUCAUCAUUCAUUCAUUCACUCCUGUCUUAAGUCCAUGCUUCCGAAACAGCUGAUUUUGACAGGUAAACAGAACAAGAUCAAUAAAAAGUCUAAAGAUCAAGAUAUCGCUAAAAUGGAUCGCAAUUUACCACGACGAAUGUCGAGUGCAAACCCUUUCGCUUCAUUAUUUAGGGGUACCAGCCAAGAUCAUUCUGACCCUCCUGAACCCACCCUGAAUGAUCAACUUGAGAAAAUUUUUAGUUUUACCCUUAACGAAAAAGCAACAUUAACCAAGGAGAUUCUCUUUCUUGAAGAAACUCACAAAGAACUUGACACAACUAUACUAAAUAUAGACAAUUUAGAUCAAGCAUUAUAUGAUCGUUUGUUCAUGUGUCAAAAUGAUAAUGAAGUCUUAAAAAAGAAUAAGCGACUGGCCUUUAGAAAUCCACAUGCUAUAGAAGUUCAACCCAUCAAAUACUUAUAUAAGAGUUAUGUGCUGUUGCAUGCCAAUAUCCACCUUAAAGCUGAGCACAGGCUGUUGUUAAAAGACAAAAUCAUUCAGAGUGUGGCAACUUCUAUUUUCCAACCGGAUAUUUUUCCUGAUCAAGAUUUGGAGCAACAAAUGAUUGACUUGUUAAAAGAGGGUGGGGCACAACAUGAUACUUUCUUUGUUGAGGUUGCUAGAAGAAUGUUAGAUGAAGAAAACAAUGAUGAUAUAGUUUUAACAUCAUUUAUUGAUCAGAUGAACAGAAAAGUAACAGCCGAGUUGCGCAAAAGCUCGUUAGUUAACAUCGACUACUCCCUAUUUAAUUACUUUAAUGUCUUCACUGCCAAUGAUUAUUUAGCUGAGAUAUUUAUGGAUUGCUGUGUCCCAUUUGAACUGCACAAGGGCUCAGAAUAUGCUAAUACACCUAUAGGUGCUUUAUUUGACUUAUCUGUUCUACCUAAAGAUGUUAAAACACAACCUUAUGAGCAUUUCACAAGUCCUAUGGAUCAGGCUGGCAACCAAAGGGUAGAGGGUCUACUUUGGCAAAGCUUAGACAAACUGAAUGAGCAUGUUCAUCAAUUUUUGCUCACUUUACUAAAGCGCAAUACUAUCGUUAAAAAUAAAGUGCUUACUUGGGUUGGCGGUUGCCUCAAGUAUAAUCUAGAGAGAGGAAAACUUUGGAAUAUGCAUCAACAAUCACCACAAGCGACUUUCCCAAAUGAAAGCAACAGUCCGGUUUCUGACGGGUUUAUGCUUAACUUUUGCAGUAUAAUGUUAAGGUUAUGUCGACCGUUUUGCUCUAACUUUAAAGAUAAUAAGAUUUUAAAGGUCGAUCCGACCUACCCAGCUGUGCCCACAGUCAAUGAUGCAUUGGCAGCAGCUUCGAAAGGCAUCCACAUGUACGGUCUUUCUUCGGAGACUUGUUUCAUUCCUGUAGAGUCAAUUGAUGGUCUGGAAGAGACCCGGAAAACAGCAGAAAAAUAUAAUUUUAUCACCGAAAGUUUCUUUAUGGCUCAUAAAUCGAUCGAUUUAUCUUAUAGGGUUGCCGUGGAUCAGAUGUUGAAUUUAAAUCAUGAAAUUGGAAGGCUAGAGAAAGCGUAUAAAGAUGCCAUGCAACAAGUCGGGUCCAAUUCUGAGGUUGUUACUGCUCUUAAUAAGAGACUUAUGGCAGAAUAUACUAAAUUCUUUUCCUUAAAGUGCGUCUUGUCAGAACCAAAUCUAUUAAAGGACAUGUUUGACUUUAUGUCGGCCACAUGUUAUUGGUUAUGUCAGCUGGUUAUGAAAACCGAAUUUCCAGAAAACGAAACCGCCACUUUCGCUCCACUGGAAGAAAGACCUAUUGUAUUUCCUUUGCCUACAAAAAUUCCAUUUACACUCAAGUGCAUUCCAGAAUUUCUCGUUGAAAAUAUAGUAUCUUAUUUAGUAUUUCUACGACGUUACUCCCUAAGAACUUUCGAAGAAGUGGGCUACGAGAAAAUGGAACCCGUUUUAACAUUUCUACUCGUUUUCAUGGGCUCAAAGGACCAUAUGAAGAACCCUCAUAUAAGGGCGAGAUUGGCGGAAGGGUUGGAGUCGUUGUUGCCACAUCACAAAGAUGAAAUGAUGCCGGAUUGCGGAGGAUAUCAGAGGCAAUUGAUUUUUACCCACCAUCCUCAUAAGCUGGAAAUUGUGAAAAUGCUUAUGAACGUGUUUGUCGGCAUUGAAAUGACCGGGCAAAGUGUGGAAUUUGAACAAAAGUUUAAAUAUAGGAGACCUAUGUAUGCGGUUUUUGAUUACCUUUGGGAAUUGCCUGAUCAUACCGAAUGUUUUAAGACGUUAGCGGUUGAAGCUGAAGCUAACAUGGAAGCAGUUCAUCCACCGCUAUUUCUCAGAUUCGUAAAUCUCUUGAUAAACGAUGCCAUAUUCCUUUUAGACGAGUCUCUAACCAAUAUGGCUAAAUUAAAGGAAAUGCAAACCGCCUACGAUAGUGGCGAAUGGGACAAAUUAGGAUUUCAAGAACGGGCACAAAACAUUAGCUAUCUGCACCAUAUAGGACUGAUGGCUAGAUUCGACAAUAUUUUAGGUAGAGAUACUAUUUCUACUUUAGAGAAGCUUACCUCAAAAAUUACUUCGGUUUUUACACAUCCUACCAUGGUUGAUAGGGUGGCCUCGAUGCUGAACUACUUUUUGCUUAAUCUGGUUGGACCUAAUAGAAAAAAUUUUAAGGCAAAAAAUUUAGAAGAGUAUGCAUUUGAUCCCAAGGGCACAGUACUCCAAAUAAUUAAAAUAUAUAUUAACCUUAAGGAAAAUGAUGAGUUUUGCCUCGCGAUUUCUCAGGACGGUCGAUCAUAUAGUCCCGAACUGUUCCAGUUGGCUGAAGAUGUUCUUAUUAAAGUUGGUGGUGGUCCUCUUCUGGGUGAAAUAAAAGACAUCGCCGAAAAAGUAGCGAGAAAGGCCGAAGAGCACAAAGCAAACGAGGAAGCGAUGGCAGAGGCACCGGAACACUUUUUAGAUCCGAUUAUGUCAACUUUAAUGACGGACCCUGUACAGUUACCUAGUUCCAAACAAAUUGUGGAUAGAACUACUAUAGCGAGACAUCUGUUAAGCGACCAGUCAGAUCCUUUUAAUAGGUCACCUUUGUCGAUGGAUCAAGUUAUUCCGCAGACAGAAUUAAAAGCCGAAAUAGAAAAAUGGGUUCAGGAGAGAAAGAGGAGAGUGAUGACCGAAACGCAAUAAAUUUUUUUAAUAUUUUUUUUAUUAAUACAAUAUUUUGUCUGUGUUUGUGAUAGAUGUGGUGAUGUGUCGUUUCAUUGUUGACACUGUUUAGGGUAUUUUAAGAAAAAUUAUUUGAGUUUUACGGGAUAGCACUAAAAGUUAUAUUCUCCGUAAAGAAUGCCACUUUUUAAAACUAAAUUAAUUAAAUCGUUAUUUUGAAUUAGAGCACUUGGUAAAAACAUAAUCGUAGAUCGUGUUUUUUUUGUACAUUUCACUCUUCCAUCUAUAUAUAUAUAUUAAUAAUAGUUCAAACGACUGUGUUUCGGUGCGUUGUUAAAUCUAUUUUAUCAUUUGUUAUUUAUUUUUAAAUGAUAUCGUCAGAUAUUAAAAAUAUAUAACUUAAUAUUAUAAAA